Molecule: messenger RNA, 2136 nt
Organism: Saccharomyces cerevisiae S288C
Lineage: Eukaryota; Fungi; Ascomycota; Saccharomycetes; Saccharomycetales; Saccharomycetaceae
Gene: FRE2
Product: ferric/cupric-chelate reductase
Exons: 1
Coding region: 1-2136 (711 amino acids)
Biological process (GO): iron ion transport
Cellular component (GO): plasma membrane
Molecular function (GO): ferric-chelate reductase (NADPH) activity; oxidoreductase activity; ferric-chelate reductase activity
Source: RefSeq, marked reviewed
AUGCAUUGGACGUCCAUCUUGAGCGCUAUUUUGCUUUUCUGCCUGUCAGGAGCAAGAGCAUCACCUGCAAAGACAGUUAUUCGUAACAAGGUGCCCUUGCUUGUCACUAAUGCCUGCACGAGGAUUUUUCAAAAAGUUACUUGGGAGUAUACCAGCAAGUCUAAGCGUUCAUCACCAGUAUGUUCUUACGAACCAGCGUUUCAAUCAAUGCUGUAUUGUAUCUAUGAAACGUUGGAUGAAAAAGGUUAUUCGAAUAAAACCUUAGAAAAAACAUUUAGUACCAUCAAAAAAAACUGUGCAAGUUAUAGUGAUGCUCUUCAGAACAUGACUAAUUCUGAGUUUUAUGACGUUCUAAACAACGGAACGAGGCAUAUGACGCCCUAUGUCAAAGGCAGUGCAAACCUAACAUAUCCAGUUGAAAUGGAUACACAGUUAAGAAAAGCCUACUAUCAUGCAUUGCAUGGUUUCUAUGCUAACUUAGAUGUCGGAAACAUAUAUGGUGGCAUUAUAUGUGCUUAUUUUGUCGCUAUCAUGGCUUUUGCAGGCGUUCUUCAUUGCAUGAAUUACACUCCCUUUAAAACUGUUCUAUUGAAGCAAAAGCUUGUGGGAUAUGUAAGGGGAUACCUCACUCUACCUACCAUUGGAAGCAAACAUGCGUCAGAUUUCUCUUAUUUUAGAAUAUUCACAGGAUAUUUACCUACAAGAUUAGAGGGUAUCAUUAUUCUUGGAUAUCUCGUGCUUCAUACCGUUUUUUUGGCAUACGGUUAUGAAUACGAUCCUGAAAAUAUAAUAUUCAAGUCUCGUAGAGUUCAAGUUGCUCGAUAUGUGGCAGACAGAAGUGGUGUACUCGCAUUCGCACACUUUCCAUUAAUAGUUCUUUUCGCGGGAAGAAACAACUUUCUCGAGUAUAUUUCUGGGGUUAAAUAUACUUCCUUCAUUAUGUUUCACAAAUGGUUGGGAAGAAUGAUGUUUUUGGAUGCUAUGAUUCAUGGCUCUGCAUAUACUAGUUAUACGGUAGCGAAUAAAACUUGGGCAACAAGUAAAAACCGAUUAUAUUGGCAAUUCGGGGUGGCAGCACUUUGUUUAGCUGGCACAAUGGUUUUCUUUUCCUUUGCAGUAUUCAGGAAGUAUUUUUAUGAAGCCUUUCUUUUUCUUCAUAUCGUCCUUGGUGCAAUGUUCUUUUAUGCAUGUUGGGAGCAUGUUGUUAGUUUAAGUGGCAUUGAGUGGAUAUACACUGCUAUUGCGAUUUGGAUCGUUGACCGGAUUAUUAGAAUUAUCAAAGCUUCUUAUUUUGGUUUCCCCAAAGCUUCCCUACAACUAAUCGGGGAUGAUCUCAUUCGUUUAACAGUUAAAAAACCGGCAAGGCCAUGGAGGGCCAAACCUGGGCAAUAUGUUUUCGUUUCGUUUUUACAUCCACUGUACUUCUGGCAGUCACAUCCAUUUACUGUUUUGGAUUCAGUAAGCAAGAAUGGUGAACUGGUUAUUAUCCUGAAAGAAAAAAAGGGAGUAACAAGACUUGUCAAAAAGUAUGUGUGUCGCAAUGGAGGUAAGACAUCUAUGAGACUAGCUAUAGAAGGUCCAUAUGGUUCUUCAUCUCCGGUCAAUAAUUACAAUAAUGUAUUGUUACUCACUGGAGGUACCGGUUUGCCUGGACCUAUUGCACAUGCAAUUAAACUUGGAAAGACGUCAGCGGCUGCUGGAAAACAAUCUGUAAAAUUAGUGAUUGCAGUUAGAGGAUUCGACGUACUCGAGGCUUAUAAGCCGGAGUUGAUGUGUUUAGAAAAUCUGAAUGUACAGCUUCACAUCUACAACACAAUGGAAGUCCCAUCAUUAACCCCUAGUGAUAGUUUAGAUAUUUCUCAACAGGAUGAGAAGGCUGAUGAAAAAGGCACUGUUGUGGCAACUACUUUAGAAAAGUCUGCCAAUCCACUUGGUUUUGAUGGUGUUGUUUUCCAUUGCGGGCGACCAAAUGUUAAGGAACUUCUACAUGAAGCGGCUGAAUUGAGUGGCUCAUUAUCUGUGGUUUGCUGUGGACCUCCUAUUUUUGUUGACAAAGUGAGGAAUGAAACCGCAAAAAUAGUUUUAGAUAAGUCUGCAAAAGCCAUUGAGUACUUUGAAGAGUAUCAAUGCUGGUGA